Molecule: messenger RNA, 507 nt
Organism: Aureobasidium musti
Lineage: Eukaryota; Fungi; Ascomycota; Dothideomycetes; Dothideales; Saccotheciaceae
Source: the annotation of a GenBank genome assembly
GCUCAGGCUGAAUACUUGACUCUGAUCGUCUCGUCUACCUUUGCUGCUUCUCGCCGAAUCGGAAUUCGCGUCCCAUCCUUGCUGUCAAAACCAACCACAACAAUGUCCGUCACUCUCACCGAAAACCGAACAGCCUACUCGCUGGGCAGGACGCUGGCCGACUACGACUUGCAACACAGCGGCGAGGAAAACGACGUCUCAGAGACUCCAAACUCUCGUCCUGCACCGCAAGGUGCCGGCAACAAUCCAACAGACUGGGAGGACAGCUUUCGCCGGGUUCCAGAUUAUCGCCCAGUCGACUAUGAUCUUGACUUUGCGUACCGUGACACCACACAAAACGGCAUCGAGCGAGCGUUCAUCUGGAACAUGUUCAGUGGAAUUGUGCUCACAUCGAAGAAGCCUGGAAUACUGAUGUUCAUUUGUAGGNCGACCAACAGACUUUGGAGAGCCACUGGAGGAAAGUUGAACAACACAUACUUCCGUUGGCAGGUUGGAGGAGAACAUUGA